AUGCAGGCAUGCCAUUUAGUUUUGGGAAGGCCGUGGCAAUAUGACAUAGCUGCAAUUCAUGAUGGCCGAGCCAAAACAUAUGCAGUUCAAAGUGAAGGUAAGAGUCUCAUACUCAAGCCUUUGUCACCAAAGCAAGUGAUAGAAGAUUAUCGUCGGAUGAAGGAGUUAAAGGAAGCGGCUAAAGGUAAGGCUAGUAUUGUGACCGAUCCUAAGUCCACAUCACCACCGCUGGGUAACGAAGAGGUAUGUGCAAUCAUGCAACCGGGAGAGUACUUUAAAGGUAACGAUGAAAAUAAAAUGAUGAUUUUCCUAGUGCAUAAAGGUAUUCUCUUGAGUGAUAGUGAUGAUUUUUCUAAUGCCAAUCAAUUUUCAAGUUUUGUUGAGAAUCUUUUGCAAGAUUUUUUUGAUGUAUUUCCCGAGGAGAUGCCAAGUGGACUGCCUCCCUUGAGAGGAAUUGAGCAUCAAAUAGAUUUUGUGCCCGGAUCCUAA
Molecule: messenger RNA, 489 nt
Organism: Lycium barbarum (goji berry)
Lineage: Eukaryota; Viridiplantae; Streptophyta; Magnoliopsida; Solanales; Solanaceae
Exons: 1
Coding region: 1-489 (162 amino acids)
Source: RefSeq, a predicted model, not a curated record